Messenger RNA from Erinaceus europaeus (western European hedgehog), 1535 nucleotides. It is a transcript of the gene DIMT1, whose product is annotated as DIM1 rRNA methyltransferase and ribosome maturation factor. Gene Ontology annotation, biological process: rRNA methylation. NCBI's taxonomy places the organism in Eukaryota, Metazoa, Chordata, Mammalia, Eulipotyphla, Erinaceidae. The record is from RefSeq and is a predicted model, not a curated record. Gene Ontology annotation, molecular function: rRNA (adenine-N6,N6-)-dimethyltransferase activity. Gene Ontology annotation, cellular component: mitochondrial matrix. Bases 116 to 1069 code for a protein of 317 amino acids. The transcript has 13 exons.
UCUCCGGUGGCAGCGGCGCCGUGAGAUGGCAAUAGUCCCCACGUGGCGCAGUGAGUGGAGGUAGCAGGCUUAGACUCUCCCCGGCCUCGAGGGUCCGCGCCCGCUGCCCGCAGACAUGCCGAAGGUCAAGUCGGGAGCCAGCGAUCGUCGCCGGGAGCGGCAGCAGCAGCGCCGAGAGCUGAAGAGCGCGGGAGGACUCAUGUUCAACACGGGGAUUGGGCAGCACAUUUUGAAAAAUCCUCUCAUUGUGAACAGCAUUAUCGAUAAGGCUGCCUUAAGACCAACUGAUGUGGUACUGGAAGUCGGACCUGGAACUGUUCCGAAGCUUAUGAAUAUGAUGAAUAUGAUAAUUCUGUCAGUUAUUAGGGUAAUUGCUUGUGAACUAGACCCAAGACUAGUAGCUGAACUUCACAAAAGAGUUCAGGGCACCCCCAUAGCCAGUAAACUUCAAGUAAUGGUGGGUGACGUGUUAAAAGCAGAUCUGCCAUUCUUUGAUGCUUGUGUGGCAAACUUGCCUUACCAGAUAUCUUCUCCUUUUAUCUUCAAACUGUUGCUGCAUCGUCCUUUCUUCAGAUGUGCUGUACUUAUGUUUCAAAGAGAAUUUGCUCUUCGGCUGGUUGCAAAACCUGGAGACAAAUUAUACUGUAGACUGUCAAUUAAUACACAGUUAUUAGCACGUGUGGACCAUCUAAUGAAAGUUGGAAAGAAUAACUUCAAACCUCCGCCCAAAGUAGAAUCCAGUGUUGUAAGAAUAGAACCCAGGAAUCCGCCACCACCUAUCAAUUUUCAGGAAUGGGAUGGUUUGGUAAGGAUCACAUUUGUUAGGAAGAACAAGACAUUGUCUGCUGCUUUCAAGUCAAGUGCAGUGCAACAGCUGUUGGAGAAAAACUACAGAAUUCACUGUUCAGUCCACAAUACUGUAAUACCAGAAGAUUUCAGCAUAGCAGACAAGAUACAGCAGAUCCUAACCAGCACAGGUUUUAGUGACAAGCGGGCCCGUUCCAUGGACAUAGAUGACUUCAUCAGAUUGCUACAUGGAUUCAACGCAGAAGGUAUCCAUUUUUCUUAGGUAUCUGGAAGAUAAUUUUUAAAACAAACUGGACUUGGAUAUUUUUGAAUAAUUUGAAAUGAGCUUUCUAUAUGCUUAAGCUCCUCCAGGACUCUAUGUGCUUCGCUGUUUUUGGUACAGUUAUUACUGUUGUCACUUUGUUACUUCGAAUUUUUAAGAUGACACGUGGAUAUUAUGGACCCAGAGUUUUUAAUAUGGGCAGGGUCAAAGCUGUAAAUGAUAACUAACCUUCAGAUUCAAGAGCAGCAGACUUGCACAAUACUUAUGCUUGUCAGUUUAUUGUAUAAAGAAGUUAUUCUUGUAUUUUCUGUGUUAUAUAUCACUGUGAUGGUUGAUCUCUUUAGGCUAUGAGCUCUUCAUGCAUCUUAAAUGGCUCGUUAAAAGUAUACUAAACUUAGUCAUAUAUUACCCAUACCAUUUUUCUUGUUACUCAUAUCUAUAUAUAAUAAAAUGUUUCUUAAAAUGA